Molecule: messenger RNA, 810 nt
Organism: Necator americanus (New World hookworm)
Lineage: Eukaryota; Metazoa; Nematoda; Chromadorea; Rhabditida; Ancylostomatidae
Exons: 1
Coding region: 1-810 (269 amino acids)
Source: RefSeq, a predicted model, not a curated record
AUGAAUAUCAGAGACUAUGUCAGCAACAAUCAGGAACUGAACAGAUUCAUGGAAGAACAAGAAAAUUCCAAAGUUGACGAACAAUGCAAAAUCUUAGGCGUGACGUGGAAAACUACUACGGACGAAUUCAAAAUACACUUACCAAGAUGUAUAACAGAAACAACAUGGACAAAAAGGAGAGUGCUACAAAAGGUAGCAAGCACUUACGAUCCCUUCGGUUGGAUUUCAGCAGUCGUACUCGUGGGAAAAAUUUCCAUCCAAAAAUUGUGGACACAAAAUAUCAGUUGGGAUGAAUCACUACCGCAACACCUGCUUGAGGAAUGGACACAAAUCAUCGAGUCGUGGACCUUGUCUUCGGUGACCUUUCCACGUUCACUAAUACAAGACAACGCGCCCAAUGCAAAGUACGACAUCCACGUCUUUACCGAUGCGUCACAGUCCGCAUACUCCGCCUCUUCUUACUUACUGGAAAAGAUCAAUGGUCAUCCUGAACGAGCAAUGCUAUUGGUUUCGAAAUCACGACUGGCUUCGAAGAAGCCUUUAAUGACUAUACCAAAACUGGAGCUUUCACGACUGCUCAUCCGUGCCAAUCUGCUCCGCUAUCUGAAACUCCACUUGGACAUCCCAAUGGACCGAUCUUUCCUAUGGUCAGACAGCAGAGUCGCACUCUCAUGGACACAGUCAGAUAAACAUCUUCCCAUAUUUAUACGUAACCGCGAACAAUUCGAGAAAAGGCUCAAGAUGCAAUCUUCCGUCACAUACCAGGCUCACAAAACCCUGCAGACGUCGCAAGCCGGGGAUGCACAAUAG